Molecule: messenger RNA, 2547 nt
Organism: Salmo salar (Atlantic salmon)
Lineage: Eukaryota; Metazoa; Chordata; Actinopteri; Salmoniformes; Salmonidae
Gene: crppa
Product: CDP-L-ribitol pyrophosphorylase A
Biological process (GO): protein O-linked glycosylation via mannose; isoprenoid biosynthetic process
Cellular component (GO): cytosol
Molecular function (GO): D-ribitol-5-phosphate cytidylyltransferase activity
Source: RefSeq, a predicted model, not a curated record
AUAGCUGGUAUGGGGCUUCCUUGACAGUGCGCAAGCGCAAUGUAGCAGGAUACAAUGUAGCAGGAUACAAAUCGAAUCAAUCGCUGGUCUACGCGACUCCGCCCAUAAAGGAAUGAAUGAAACUGUAUAUGGGGAUACCGAUAGGACGUAUUCGUGACAUCACUGUUAGUCCGUUUUAACUUCAAAUGACUCAAUUGCAAGAGGAAACGGGCGACAUGGACAGGCCUGUUGAACCAGGACAUUUCUCAGCAUGCGAAGCCCGGUUGGACAAGCACAUGGCGGGACUUUGCAGCGUGGAUUUCCCGGUAGCUGUGGUUCUUCCAGCCGGUGGCAGUGGAGAAAGAACGGGGCUACUGACACCCAAACAGUUCUGCACGUUUCUCAACAGACCUCUGAUAAGCUACACAAUUCAAACUUUCGAGAGAGUGCCAUGGAUCCAAAGCAUUGUCGUGGUGGUUGCCAAGGAGAGCUUAGAUUUGAUGAUGGACAUUAUCCAUCGCUUCCACCACAGAAAUGUCCUAGUGGUACAUGGCGGAUCUACUCGCCACAGAUCUAUAUUCAAUGGGGUCCGGGCCCUCAGUGAGGGAGAGGAUGGUACGGCCCGCGUUAAACCAAAGGUGGUCAUCAUCCAUGAUGCAGUGCGGCCCUUUGUGGAAGAGGACUUCCUCCUCAAGAUAACAAUGGCUGCCAAAGAACAAGGGGCUGCUGGGGCUAUCCGACCUCUGGUUUCCACAGUGAUUGCUACCACAUUGGAGGGCUACCUGGACCAUUCUCUGGAGAGAACCAAGUACAGAGCCAGUGAGAUGCCCCAGGGGUUCAUCUAUGAUGUCAUCUACCAGGCUUAUCAGAGGUGCAGCGAGUCGGACUUUGAGUUUGGCACCGAGUGCCUUCAUCUGGCUCUGCAGUACUGUGGCACCAACGCCAAGCUCAUCGAGGGCCCGCCAACCCUGUGGAAGGUGACCUACAAACGAGAUCUGGCUGCAGCAGAGUCCAUUGUCAAAGAGACUCUCUCCCAGUCGGCCUGUGUUGUCACAGGUGGCUCUGCACAGGCUACAGAGCUGGCCAACGCUCUGCAGAGGAGCAUGAGCGCUUUGGACAUGGAGGUGGAUGUGAUCUCAGACUUGAUAGGAGACAAUGCCAAAUCUCUGUCAAAAGAGUGGAACUUUAUUCAAGUUUCUGUCAACAGUUCUUGCUUUUGUGAAGUUGGAAGAAUUCUGGGUGCGUUGGAGGAGGCAGACCGAGCACUCCUGCAUCCAGUGGUCAUUAUUUGGGUCUAUUUGAACGUGUCGGAGGACGGUUCGUCCGCCAGCGAGCCGACGGGAGGAGAGCCGGCGGCCAUGAUGGAGCUCGCCACAGGAGCAAAGCUCGGAAAUAUUUUAGUCUAUGGCAUCCAGCUUCAUCACUCAAAGGAAGCUACACUUUGGGGGCGGUCAGUGGAGAAGGUGGCCCAGAUGUCAUGUGCUCUGAUCCGGGACAGAAGCCCCGCCCUUACAGGACAGCUGCUCCAGGCGUGAGCCAACCCGGAAGAGCAGAUCACUUCGUCCAGCCUCGCCUCGGACCACCUUCAUCACUACCCACCUACGGCUUGGCCACAAGGUGUGUGUUUGAGAAACACUCCAAGCCUUCAAACUCUGUAUGUCAUGAACUGCACUAGAAAAAGGAACAGUGUGAUGGAUUGGGAAGAGUUUAACGUGAGACGGGUGUAUAUGAAGAAAGAUCGCUUUGCAAGUGUGUGAGACUGUCUAUAGUCCUAUGGUCUGAGACUUCAAACAGUACUGCGUUUCAUUCACAUGAAGAAAUACUACAGUUUACUAUAGCAUACUACAGUACUUAGUAUCCCUCAAUCAUGUGUAGUCCUACAGUAGAAUACUAUAGUAAAUACUACAGUAAUGUCAGCAAAAACACAACACUUUUUUUUAAACUAUAGUAAAUACUGCAGGAUUUAAUUGGCAUAUACCGUGCCCAUUACCCUCCCCCAUAUCCCAAUUUGUGCCACCCAUAAUUGUGUUCCCUACAGGUUAUAGAAAAGACCAGAAGCUCUGAACUAUCCGUUCAGACCCCAGUCCUACCUACCUACAGGUUAUGGCAAAUUUGCUCUUUUAGUAUUUCCCCAAAAGGUUUCCUGAAGGAAAAAAGCCUCCACUUCUGUGUAAAAGAUAAUAAAACAAGAACACUAUAGUAAAUACUACAGUAAUGUCUGCAAAAACACUACAGUAAAUACUGUAGUAUACUACAGUCUUCAAAAACACUUGCACUAAUUACUAUAGUAUAUACUACACUUUUCUUUUACGACGGUAUUUAUACCAUAGUUAACUGUAAAUGCUACAGAUUACUAUAGUAAACACAGUCUGCAAAAACACUAUACUUAAUACUAUAGUGUAUAUAUACCAUAGCAUACUAUAGUUUUUUAAUGUGGGAUGGUCUCUAGAUCACAAGAUAAAGGUGCUGCUGAAUGGAGGAGAGGAGUUGACAUUACUGUAUACAUGUGUGAUUUUGUACUGCCAUGUUUGAGUGGAGGCAUAAAAUUAUUAAAUGUUAUUGAAAGAA